Hibiscus syriacus is the source of this 438-nucleotide messenger RNA. RefSeq names its product secreted RxLR effector protein 161-like. Bases 1 to 438 code for a protein of 145 amino acids. NCBI's taxonomy places the organism in Eukaryota, Viridiplantae, Streptophyta, Magnoliopsida, Malvales, Malvaceae. The transcript has a single exon. The record is from RefSeq and is a predicted model, not a curated record.
AUGAAAAAUUCGAAGAAGUCUCAUUUAGAAGUGGUUCAACGAGUACUUAGAUAUGUGAAGAGUACAAUAGACUAUGGUCUUUUAUACAAGAAAGGUGGAAAUUGCAAACUAGUUGGCUACUGUGAUGCUGACUAUGUAGGAGAUCACGAUACUUGCAGAUUAACUACUGGGUAUAUGUUUACCCUUGGAUCUGGAACGAUCUCUUGGUGUAGCAAGAGACAACCAACUGUGUUCUUAUCAAUUACGAAAGCAGAGUACCGAGCAGCAACAAUGGAAGCUCAAGAAAGCACAUGGAUGAUACAACUAAUGAAUGAUCUACAUCAAUCAGUAGAUUAUGCAGUUAUGUUGUACUGUGACAACCAAUCGACAAUUCGGCUAGCGGAGAAUCCUGUUUUCAUGCAAGAACUAAACAUGUGGAAGUGCAUUAUCACUUUGUAA